Molecule: messenger RNA, 822 nt
Organism: Cornus florida
Lineage: Eukaryota; Viridiplantae; Streptophyta; Magnoliopsida; Cornales; Cornaceae
Exons: 2
Coding region: 1-822 (273 amino acids)
Source: RefSeq, a predicted model, not a curated record
AUGACCCAGUUCUCCGACUUUAUUGAUGGUCACCUUCUUAUUGAUUUGCCUUUGCAAGGGGCAACUUUCACUUGGUCUAGCGGCAGAGAAUCAGUUACUUUAUCGAGGCUCGACAGAUUCCUGAUUUCUGGAGAUUGGGAGGAGAAGUUCCCGGAUGUCACUCAGGCAGCUUUGGUUAGAGUCACGUCUGAUCAUGUGCCCUUAGUUCUUGAUUGUGGAGGUAUGAGAUCUAGACGGACUCCAUUUUGUUUCGAAAAUAUGUGGUUGAGAGCUGAGGACUUCCAAGGGAAGGUCCAGUCCUGGUGGGAGGAAGCAGUGUUUACUGGCUCUAAUAGCUAUGUGCUUGCUAAGAAGUUUCAGAUUCUCAAAUCUGAGCUUAAGAAGGCAAGUCACGGAAUCUCUACGCUCUCGAAGAGUGUCUUAUUAGGCGAUUUUGCUGAGAUUGCUACUAUGGAGGAGAUUUCGUGGCGUCAGAAAUCUCGGGCUUUGUGGCUUAAAGAAGGUGGCUGCAAUACUAAAUUCUUUCACAGGCUUGCUAACGCUCAUAGAAGAUACAAUAACAUUGGGCGUAUUCGUGUGAAUGGUUUAGAGUUGCGGAAAGAAGACGAGGUGCGUGGGGGUAUUGUUUCUUUUUAUCAGCAGCUCUAUACCGAGACUUUAGAGUGGAGACCAAAACUUGAUGGUUUGCAUUUCGAUGCCAUUUCUACGCUGGAUAGUGAUAUGCUUGAGAUUCCGUUCUCUGAAGAGGAAGUUCUCAAGGCGUUAUCCAGUUGUUAUGGUGAUAAAGCUCCAGGCCAGACGAAUUCACUAUGCGGUUUCUGA